Prorocentrum cordatum is the source of this 210-nucleotide messenger RNA. The record is from the annotation of a GenBank genome assembly. NCBI's taxonomy places the organism in Eukaryota, Dinophyceae, Prorocentrales, Prorocentraceae.
CAUUGGAUCCGCAUUCCCGCCAACGGGCUGUGGACGUGCCGUUACCCAGCCGAGCUCCUGCAGCGGACGUUCUGCCAGAUGCUCAUUCUCAGGAUGGGUGCCGUGCCGUGGUGGGUCUCUCUGGCCUUCACCGCGGUGUCGGUGGCGUUUGUCCUCGGCACCCUGCGGCCCAGCACGAGCCUGGCCGAGGAGAAAGAGAAGGCGGCCUGA